Molecule: messenger RNA, 2545 nt
Organism: Dendronephthya gigantea
Lineage: Eukaryota; Metazoa; Cnidaria; Anthozoa; Malacalcyonacea; Nephtheidae
Product: signal peptide, CUB and EGF-like domain-containing protein 2
Exons: 10
Coding region: 233-2317 (694 amino acids)
Biological process (GO): signal transduction
Cellular component (GO): cell surface
Molecular function (GO): calcium ion binding
Source: RefSeq, a predicted model, not a curated record
CGUAACAAGCGCGUUAUGAAUUGAAACCAUUACAUUUUACACAUAUGUAGCUACGUCUUACGCCAGCUGUGAGCCAUAUGACAUCACAACAGUCAUUUGAUCACCAUUUUCCUUAAUUUUCUUAAAAAAAAAUCAUAUCUAGUUGCAAUAAUUCAGGAUUUUUACCUUUCAUCGGAAUGAUGUCUAAAAGCAAAGUUUCAAUCCUUCCGCUUGAAAUCAAUUGCGAACAGAAAUGGCGAACGAUUUUUUAACGAUUUUAGUGACAGUUUUGCAUUGCCUUUCAAAUGACGUGAUAAAUAUUGACCUUCAAAGAGGAACUGUAUCAGGUUCCAGUGCCUAUGUUAAGAUACUGUCCGCUCCAACGGCUGGAAGAAGCUCCAGAACGUGCGACAGCCAAGCGUUAGUGCGUAUUGACGUUCGUGUCACGAACAAUCCUGUGCGUUUCACGUUUCGUUAUGGGGAAGAUCCUGAGGGGUGGACCUUUGUGAUCUCGGAUUGUUCAAAUGAUUAUGGAUUUGGUGGAAACUUUAAUCAUUCGAGUAAUUGUGCGUCAACGCAGAUGAUCAAUCGGCAAUUAAGAGUUUACAGUAAUCGACUGCCUGGGUAUAUAACAGAAGCUGUUGAUGGCAACACGCUUAUGAAGGUGAUGGAUGAUGUGGUACAUCAAGGGUCAACGGUAUUGGUGAAGGCAGGAGAUGGUUUCAUCUCAGUAAAUAAUACAUUAAAGAUACGAAACUCUUUUCUUUAUACACUGGAUGGACAAUGGACAACCUAUGGGCCUCUUGAUAAAUACCUUUACAUUGGGUUAAAUAGGGUUCCUUAUGGUAAUUUCAGAGCUGGAACUGGUCUCUGUCAUGUCAGAAUAAGAGUUGACAGGAGUAAAGAUGAUAUUUGUUCGGUUGGGAGGAAUACUUGUGUCCCAAACUCAGUGUGUAUCAAAGGAAAGAGAAACGCUCACGAAUGCGUUUGUUCACAAGGCUACCGGAAAAAUGGACACAAUUGUGAAGAUAUUGAUGAAUGUUCUCAAAACAAUGGAGGUUGUGCGCAGGUCUGUUCAAACUCACCAGGCAGUUAUGAGUGCAGCUGUAGAAAUGCUGGAUACAGACUUCAUCUCAACAAACAUGACUGUGUUGAUACAACAAAACUUGCACUCAUCGCGAGAAAAAUCAGAUUGAGGAUUCAAGUCAAGCAAUGUAAAACCAACGCAAAAAUUGCUAGCAACUUUCGACGAGACCUCCGUUUACUGAUCUCAAAAGAUAUCUGUAGUGCGCCGUGUGAAAUCCAUGCUGUUACAUUACGAUGCCGAAAGAAACGAACAAAUAUACUUCUGACAAGUUUUGAGAUCAAAAUGGAUCCAAAUAUGAUCUUCGCUCAAUCUCACUGUAAUUCAUCCUGCGUUAAAUGUCUAACUGAGAUAAAACUUCAGAAGAUUAUUUCAAAUUUGAAACGUUUGGUUAAUUCAGAUAAAUUCAUUCUUCCCUUUGAUGGCCAGAAAUAUAUUCUGGAUAGAAAAGGUAUCAAAGGAAUGAGGUGGUCCAGUGGUUGUAAGAGACCAUCCAGAAGAAGUGGAUCAUGCCGACGUGGUAGUUAUUACGACGUCAAAUCACUUCAAUGUUUAAAAUGCCCACGUGGUACGUAUCAAAACCAAGAUUCUGAGAAGUUCUGCUACCGUUGUCCUGGAAAUAAAACGACACUGGAGGCAGGAGCAAGGAGUAAAUCAAGAUGUAUAGAGACGAGAUGCGGUUGGUCAUUAUCCAAUACAAAAUCUGGUUUCAUUUCCACCCCAAAUUUUCCUGAUCCCUUUCCCCCCGGAAUUACAUGCGAAUGGUAUAUUGAUACACUAGAAAACCACACUACGUUCUUCCUCAUUCCGAAAAUCUCACUGCCACAGACUACGCCAUGCUCAGAUUACCUCAUCAUACGAGAGACCACUAGUCCAUAUUCUGUGCAUACAUAUCAAACAUGCGAGAGUAAUCCUGACCCUAUUGUUAUCGUCGCGAGAUCAAAGAAAAUUUAUGUUAAAUUUCAGUCGCGUAGCAAACGAAAUGCUGGAGGUUUUAAAAUGCGUUUUGCAACGUAUAGAGACUUGGUCCGAGAUCUUGUCGAGGAUAUUAUUCUUGAUGGAAAUAUGUAUAAUCAGAAAAGUCACAGACAACUAUUACAGAACGAGGACACAACUGACGAUCUUUUUGCCGUAUUGGGUGACCCAAUUCGAUUUCCAGAGUAUUAUACUGACGAAUACCUUUCAAAAUUGCCCCCAUCCUUUGUACGAUUCAUUACAAACAAAGUCUCAAAGUACUUUUUUAACCGUAAGUAACUGUUUGAAUAUUCGGAACGUUGUGAAAUACCAACUAAAAGUUUUCUGAACGAUUUUUAUGUAAUAUAUAAGAUUGUAGAUAUACAGCCGUAGCCCACUGUGGAUAAUUGCAGUGGAAUACACAUCAGUGUAAUGUGAAGACUUCAUGUAAGAAUUUUCUUUUAUAUUCUAUCAUUGUUAACCUGUCUGGGCAGGAAAAAUAAAAGUUUUAUAAAAAUAAUAUAAUAA